GAUUAUGAUGAUUGACUGAUUGAUGUUAUCAUGCUGGCAUCAAUAGAAUAUAGUAUAUGGAAAUUACAGAGUGAUGCUAAGAAUAUAACAUGGCUAAACAAGGUCCAUUGAGAGGGUUAAAUCAUAAAAUUGAGUUCUAAAUUAAUAAACCCCCCUCUAAUGAGCCACCCCCUUAUAGUACCUGAAAUAAAUAAGCCCCCAGUAGGGCUUAUUAGAGGAUUUUUGGUAAAAAUGUUGGAGUGUAACUGAUUAAGGCCUUCAUUGUCGUCACAUAGGAAAAUGACUGCACUUGUUUUGAUUUUAUGUAAAAUGUCUUUAUAUGGGAAGUGUGCUCAAUCAGGUGACCCUUUUUUUUAUAUGUUGCGACAUAUUUGCCUGUAAUUUUUGUACAAUCAUUUUGAUUAAGGGCUAAAACUGUGGAGGAUCAAGUCCUGUUAUUUUGGGAACAAGGAGAUUUUGGCUACAUCAAGAAAAUGAAAAGUCAAGUUAUAGAUUUAUGUCAACCCAAGGAACUGGAUGAUUCAUCAUUGACCUGCACUACUAAUCUGUGGUACUGCCGUGCAACAAACAUAUAUUUUGAUUUUAAAAAUUUUAACCCGGAUACUACCAGUGACAGGUUUCGUGGAGAUGUGUUGAAGGAAGGAGAGGUUGGAGGUCACUGUCAAUUUAAGAAAGACCUACACAAGAAUCAGAAUAAAAACAAAAGUCCUCUGCAAUCAUGGUUUGCUGAACUAGAACACUACACAUCACUUUCUGUGAAACCCAUCCAGGGUGGACUCUGUGAUGUUGUUGUAAAUAGACCAACCAUUUUUAUGAAAUUGGAUGCAGGUAUCAACUUGUAUCACCAUUUCUGUGACUUUGUUAACCUAUAUGUAACUCAGCACAUGAAUGGAAGUUUUAGCAGUGAUAUCAAUAUUCUUAUGUGGGACACAAGUUCACUUCCAUAUCGCGAUCUCUUCUCUGAUACAUGGAAGGCAUUUACCAAGCAUCACAUCCUAAGGUUAAGUGAAUAUGCUGGAAAACAGGUUUGUUUCAAAGAUGCUGUGUUUUCAUUCAACCCAAGAAUGAUUCGUGGGCUUUACUAUAACAUGCCAUUGGUUCCAAGUUGUGUUGGAAGUGGUCUUUUUAAAGCUUUUUCAGAGCAUACACUACAUCGACUUGGUAUAACACAAGAUAAUCAUAGAGAAGAUGAAUUUAGAAUAACACUGUUAGAUCGAAGCACAAAAUAUCGCAGAAUUCUAAAUCGAGAUGAGCUUGUGGGUGCUAUGAUGAAUGUUCCAAUGUUUAAAGUGAAAGUUGUUGAUUACACUUGGAAAAUUCCAUUUUUGGAGCAAUUAAAGAUAACCCAUAAUUCCGACAUAUUUAUUGGAAUGCACGGGGCAGGCCUUGCGCAUGCGCUGUUUUUACCGGACUGGGCAGUGCUUUUUGAACUGUAUAACACAGAAGACCCUGCAUGUUACAGUGACUUAGCGAGACUAAGGGGUGUCAAUUACAUCACUUGGGAACACAAGGAGAAACUUUAUCAGGAAGACGAGGGACAUCAUCCGACCUUAGGAGCUCAUGCUAAAUUUACAAAUUAUGCCUUCAAUGUUGACGAAUUCAUGAGGUUGGUCUACAAGGCGGCAGAUACAGUUAAAGAAAGCCGCCGUAAACUGCUGAACAGUACUCUAAGUAACCUUCCAGACGACGGAUCUACCAGCAAGUUAAAAGACGAGCUGUAAGUUGGCGAUAUGUAGCUUUGUUAGAGACAAAAAGGUUCAGUACAUCAGUAUGAUAUGAACUUCCGGUACAUCAGUAUGCUAUGAACUUCCGGUGCGUAACGGUUUGUCGAGAAGAGAAUUGUCAAUGGUAACAGUGACAGAUGUCUCCACAAUGUGAGUGGAAGUCACCAUCAAAGUUAAAGGAAGAAUUGUUUGUCGGGUGAAUGUUAUGACGCUGUCUCGUAUAAUCGGAUCGUUCACUUUUGCCUCGGUGUUAAACAACUGGCAGAUAAAGUUAGCGUUCGGCAGUUUUGAUCGGUGAUGAUCUUUAUAAAAUCCUAAAGGUGACGAACUUUGCCCAUACCUCAUGGGUUCUUGACACAGGUUACCCGUCUGAGAGGGGGGAAGGGGGGU
Molecule: messenger RNA, 2114 nt
Organism: Stylophora pistillata
Lineage: Eukaryota; Metazoa; Cnidaria; Anthozoa; Scleractinia; Pocilloporidae
Product: EGF domain-specific O-linked N-acetylglucosamine transferase
Cellular component (GO): endoplasmic reticulum lumen
Molecular function (GO): protein O-acetylglucosaminyltransferase activity
Source: RefSeq, a predicted model, not a curated record